ACAAUCAGCAACGCUUGAAUUACACUUUGUGGUCAUUUGGCUAUGGAGAACAGAAAAUGUUUGAAACAAUUGGAAAAAGUUGUAACUAACCACAUAGCUCAUCGAUAUUCCUCAAAAAUGGGCAUGCCAACUAGUUUAGUGUUCGCUGAGAUGAUUUAUGAAGAUGAAAAUGAUACAAGUGGAAUGCAGAAGGUCAAGACUAAGCUGCAUGGCUAUGCUCCAUGCAAUGACAGUGUAAAUCCAGUAGAGUUUGUAGAGCAAGGUGUUGUUGGGGACCAGCUUACUGUUGAAUGUGGUGUUAGUUGCCUUUUUCAGCUUGAAAAUUGUGUCACAGAAAAGGAAAGACUUGAUGGUUUGUACCUUGAGGUGGCUGACUUUCAUGCUGGGAUGAAAUUUUUACAGACAUCAACUUCUGAGACUUUUAAUAAACAUAGGUUUGAAACAAGGUCAACCACUUGGUGAGGACGGAAGUCAAGUUGACGGGCCUACACAAAGUUUAAAAGCAACUCUUCAGGAAUGAGAUGAACCUCU
Molecule: messenger RNA, 531 nt
Organism: Rhopilema esculentum
Lineage: Eukaryota; Metazoa; Cnidaria; Scyphozoa; Rhizostomeae; Rhizostomatidae
Source: RefSeq, a predicted model, not a curated record